Messenger RNA from Raphanus sativus (radish), 1167 nucleotides. RefSeq lists its product as uncharacterized. Gene Ontology annotation, biological process: regulation of transcription by RNA polymerase II. Bases 184 to 987 code for a protein of 267 amino acids. The record is from RefSeq and is a predicted model, not a curated record. The transcript is spliced from 3 exons. Gene Ontology annotation, cellular component: nucleus. Gene Ontology annotation, molecular function: RNA polymerase II cis-regulatory region sequence-specific DNA binding; DNA-binding transcription factor activity. NCBI's taxonomy places the organism in Eukaryota, Viridiplantae, Streptophyta, Magnoliopsida, Brassicales, Brassicaceae.
AAACCUAUACAUUUAACAUAACUAAGGCGAGCCGGUGGAUGUACCUUUUAUCUGUUUCGUAUAAAGGAAGCCCUAGUCGAGUCUCUGUUUCUAGCUUAGGUUUGGUUUCAGAGGAAGGAAGGAAGGAAGGAACGAACGAACGAAGAUCAAAUCGAAGAGGGGUUUCAUUAGGAGGAAGGAAGGAUGUAUCGUGACAAAAAGGGAGAAGCCUUUGUCUCUGAUUGCCGAAGUAAAUUGUAUGAGAUGGUGGAUGAUCCUUCAACAGAUUCAAUAGUUUCGUGGAGCGAGAGCGGGAAGAGUUUCAUCGUUUGGGAUGACGUGGAGUUUAGAAAAGCUCUUCUUCUUCCCGGAGGGUGCCUUGGAUACUUGGGCUUUUCACAAUCUCAAUCUCAAUCUCAUGAGCAAUGCGAAUACGCAUGCCCUUAUUUUAUGAGAGGCCAGCCUGACCUUAAACCGUCACAAGACGACCUCAUUAGAAAGAUUGAGACCGACAACAACAAGGGCUUGGACAGUAGCAAUGAUGAUGGACUUAUUCGCUUUAGCAGCCUUUCUUGCUACCAAGAGAUGGCUAGGCUUGCCAAGAAGGAGCGUCCCCCUUCCUCAUCAAUUCGAUGCCCUCCCCCCCUUUUCAUCAGAGACGUGUACGAUAUGUUGGAUGAUCCUACAGUUGAUUCAGUUGUCUCGUGGAGUGAGAGCGGCAAGAGUUUCGUCGUUUGGAAUGAAUCUAAGUUCCUCGGAGAUGUUCUUCCUAGUCGCUUACCCUUCAAUUACAAAGAUAUGACAUCCCUCACCACCCAGUUUCAUGCCAUUGGCUAUAAUAAAGUUGAAGAAUCUGAGCAUUGGGAAUACGCAUCCGAUUAUUUGGUGAGAGGUCAGCUCCCCCCUCCUAAGGAUAAAUCCCCAUGCACUCCUGGGGGUCUUAUGAUUACUCCAGAACUUGCCAGACUCAUCGAGAGAUCCUUUGCUUGCUCGCAAACAAUAAGCUAGUUGCUCUCCUCUCGUGGUUGUUGUUGUUGUUUUCUUAAUCGUAUUUUAUCGUCCUGUUUGAAAACAUUAUUAUGUUUGGUCUCUCUCUUUUCUUUUAACUUAUGGUUUGUAAGAUACAAAGAUGGUUGAUGUUUUUUAUUUUUCUUUUGCAUUUUUAAUAAGAUAGAUCAUUAUGGUUGA